AGCUUACCAUCAGUGCAGACUUCUCACCAUUUUGCCCAUUUUCAGCAGCAACUUUUUCCUUUUGGCAGUUAAGUGAAACGAUGCCAUACUACUCGAGGGGUGGCGAAGAUGACGUUGACGAGUUCGACGAAUUCGAUCCGACGCCUUACGGUGGUGGAUACAAUCUCGAACUAACUUAUGGUCGUCCUUUGGAACCCUCCGAUGAGACUUGCUACCCUUCCGCUACACCCUCCGAUGGCGACUUUGAUUACGCACGUCCCGAUUUCUCUUCCGGUUACGCGCACUUAGCUUAUGCCGACGAAGCUCUCGAAACUGAAUACAGUAGCUAUCUUAAACCCAAGCCCCGACCUGGACGAUUCGAACCUGCACCUGCUUUUGGUGACUAUGGAAGGAAACCUGAAUAUGAGCAAUUCGAAUCUGGUCAUGGACGCAAACCGGAGUUCGGACGACCCGGCUCCGAAUUUGAAUCUGAUUUUGGCCGAAGACCUGAAUUCGAGCAGCCUCCUGAGGAGUUUGGAUCUGGGCAUGGCCGGAGGCCGGCAUAUGAGCAUUCACAUCAACCGGAUUUCGGAUCCGGCCGUAGAUCAGAAUUUGAGCAGCCUCCGCCGCCUGAGUUUGGAACUGGGUAUCGACGGAGACCCGAAUUUGAGCAGCCUCCGCCUCCUGAAUUUGAAUCUGGGCAUGGCCGGAGACCCGAAUAUGGCGAACAAGAGUCCGAGUUCGGAUCUGAGUAUGGCAGGAAACCAGAGCACGGAGAAUAUGGAUCCGAAUAUGGGAGGAGACCCAACUAUGGGGAACCCGAAUCUGAAUACGGAUCUGGGUUUGGCCGAAAGGCAGAGUAUGAAGGAGGCGGAUCCGAAUAUGGAACCGGAUACGGACGGAGGACUGAGGGCGAGUAUGGAUCGGGUUAUGGAGGUAGGACAGAGACUGAAUACGGGUCCGGGUAUGAGAGGAAACCAAGUUAUGGUAGAUCCGAGGAAGAGGAAGAAGGAUAUAGGAAGCCAAGUUAUGGUAGAUCCGAGGAAGAGGAAGAAGGGUAUAGGAAGCCAAGUUAUGGUAGAUCCGAGGAAGAGGCAGAAGGAUAUAGGAAGCCAAGUUAUGGUAGAUCCGAGGAAGAAGGAUAUGGCCGCAAGAAACAUGGCGAUGACGACAGUGAUGAUGAUGAUGAAGAGAAGCGUCACCACCACCGCUAUAAGGCCCACCACCAUAAGCGCCAUGAUGACUAUGACGACUAGUCAGACUGGCCGUUCCCUCUACAAAUGGAAAUCUGCAGUAAUAGCUAUUAAAUAAAUGAUCGAGGCAUGCCACCUUUGAUCGUUUCUUCUACCAUUUCCGUGUGUUUUUUGUGUGUGUGUCAGUGUUUGAUCGUCAAUAAAAUGCCCGAACAUUAGGGUUAGCGCAAUUGUGCUUGUUGAUUAUCAAUCUGAUGAUGAUAAUAUAAUGCCAUGAUCUACUUGCAUAUUAACUACAAUAAAAUGCUUACGCAUUUGAUGUUCUUGCUUAUAA
Messenger RNA from Gossypium raimondii (Peruvian cotton), 1506 nucleotides. RefSeq lists its product as hypothetical. The coding region runs from base 81 to 1235 and encodes 384 amino acids. Gene Ontology annotation, molecular function: phosphatidic acid binding. The record is from RefSeq and is a predicted model, not a curated record. Lineage: Eukaryota; Viridiplantae; Streptophyta; Magnoliopsida; Malvales; Malvaceae. The transcript is spliced from 2 exons.